Molecule: messenger RNA, 1645 nt
Organism: Hyla sarda
Lineage: Eukaryota; Metazoa; Chordata; Amphibia; Anura; Hylidae
Gene: CHMP2B
Product: charged multivesicular body protein 2B
Exons: 6
Coding region: 133-777 (214 amino acids)
Biological process (GO): late endosome to vacuole transport; protein transport; endosome transport via multivesicular body sorting pathway
Cellular component (GO): ESCRT III complex; multivesicular body
Source: RefSeq, a predicted model, not a curated record
GCGAUCACGUGGUCCCGCUGAAGUGGGCGUGGCCUGGUGGAUCAUGUGAGCUCCGGGGAGGAGGGGGGCAGAAGCAGGGUGACCGGUUCCUGCUUGGGCACAGUGAAUGAGGAAGUGGAGCGCGCGGCAGACAUGGCCUCCCUGUUCAAGAAGAAGACGGUGGACGACAUAAUAAAGGAGCAGAAUAAGGAGCUAAGAGGCACUCAGAGGGCUAUAACCAGAGACCGAGCAGCCUUGGAAAAGCAGGAGAAACAGCUGGAAAUGGAAAUAAAGAAGAUGGCCAAGGCAGGUAAUAAAGAAGCCUGCAGGGUUCUAGCCAAGCAAUUGGUACAGCUACGUAAGCAGAAAACAAGAACUUACGCCGUCAGUUCCAAAGUCACCUCUAUGUCAACGCAGACAAAAGUCAUGAGCUCCCAGAUGAAGAUGGCCGGAGCCAUGUCCACCACAGCUAAGACAAUGCAAGCUGUAAACAAGAAAAUGGAUCCCCAGAAAACUCUACAAACAAUGCAAAAUUUCCAGAAAGAAAAUAUGAAGAUGGAAAUGACUGAAGAAAUGAUAAAUGACACCCUGGAUGACAUCUUUGAUGCCUCUGAAGAUGAAGAAGAAAGCCAGGACAUUGUGAACCAGGUUCUGGAUGAGAUUGGGAUUGAAAUCUCUGGAAAGAUGGCAAAAGCUCCAUCAGCCGCUAAAGGACUUCCCUCCACAUCCUCAGCUAAAUCAACCACCAUCUCGGAUGAAGAGAUCGAGCGCCAGCUAAAGGCCCUGGGAGUAGAUUAACAUCCCGAUAAUAGAAAGAUUUCUGCUAUAUGUGGACUUGUAUUUUGGCUAUGAAUGGAACAGGGAUUUAUUUUUGAGGACUAAAGAACAAGCGUGUCUUAUGUUUGCCGAUAGACACUACACUAACUUGUAUAAUAAUAGUGACUUUAUAAAGACAAUAACACCCUAAUUCUGUACAAAUUUUCUGUUGUGUCCAGAGAGGCUGACGUCUAGGGUCGGCUGCCUAGUACAAUUUUUUGUAAAAAAAAAAAAAUACUCCUAACUAUAAAUGUAUCAUAUUUAUUUCCUUUGUAAGUUCAGUGAAUGAUCUGAAAACUUUUUAACCAUCAGUUCAUCGCUUACUACCUUCCAGCCAUGUGCAUGGUAACAGAUUCCUAACAUGCAUGCUUCCAAUUCAAGGAUUUUUUUUAUUAUAAAGCUGUACAGUAAUAUUACAAAAGAAAUGCAUUAAUCUGGUACCUAAAACGUCUGCAGUCCUGACACACAACACAAUGUGGUAGUCCAGCGGGAUUGGGUCCUUAGUACCUGGUCAGUACUGAAAUCUGGAGCUUUAGUCCGAGGUUUAGUUCACACUGCAUAAAAUUUCCUGACUUAAUUUGUGUGCACAUGUUUUGUCCUUAAUCGGCAAAAAAAAAAAUUUUUACGAAAAUGCAUGCAGAAAAUUAAAUAUUGUUCCACAAUAGAGUAACAGAAAAAGAUAUCCGGCACUGUUAUGAUUCCUUCCUAAAGUGUGAGCAUGUGCUGCUGAUUUAAUGCUAUGAGUCCAAAGAUCGAUGUAGGUGGUGCUUCACGCUGAGAGAAGACAAGUGAAUAACUGAACACAUAAGAAAAAGAAUUACGGAGCAGCUCACCAGUUCCAGGAGAUCAG